GAUCUUACAUUUCAAGAGGAGAAGAGCUGAGGAUACAUCAUUUUCUUCUCUUCUUCUCCGUCAAUAAAACAACUUUCCAACAUUCUGCAUGCAUGUUAUUGUUAGCUUCCCAUGCAUGCAUUGAAAUUAUUUCAUUGAUCCUGUUAUUAGUUCUGUUUCGAACGAAUAAAUAGUUAAAUUCAUAAUAUAAUUACAUAAGAUAAUAUCAUGGCUGGGAGUAAAUUGAGGAAGGCGAUAGGGGCGGUGAAGGACCAGACGAGCAUAAGCCUGGCCAAAGUAGGCGGCAGCGCUUCCCUCUCGGAGCUCGAGAUCGCCAUUGUCAAGGCAACCCGACACGAGGAAUACCCGCCCGAGGAGAAGCACAUCCGGGAGAUUCUUUGUCUCACGUGCUACUCACGUGCGUACGUGGGUGCAUGUGUGAGCACCAUCUCCCGACGCCUCAGCAAGACGAAGAAUUGGGUUGUCGCACUUAAGUCACUCAUGGUCAUCCACCGCUUGCUCAUUGACGGUGAUCAAUCCUACGAGCAAGAGUUCUUCUUCGCCACCCGGCGCGGGACCCGCCUCCUGAACAUGUCCGAUUUCCGUGACUCCCGCUCUAACUCAUGGGACUUUUCGGCGUUUGUGAGGACAUAUUCAUUGUACCUCGACGAACAGCUAGAAUUCCGAAUGCAGACACGCCGAGGGAAACACGGUGCGCUCACGUACGAAGAAGACGACGAGGAAGUGGGCCCAGGAGCCAUUGUUGUGAGGACCACUCCCGUUUCAGAAAUGAAGAAUGAGCAUUUGUUCUCGAGAACUCAGCAUUGCAUGCAAAUUCUUGAUCGGUUCUUAGCUUGCAGACCUGCAGGCGCUGCAAAGCACAACAGGCUAGUGUUUGUCGCGAUGUACCAAAUCGUGAGGGAAAGCUUCCAAAUAUAUUACGCGAUGGCAGAAAUAUUUGGGAUCUUAGUAGACCGAUUCAUGAAGCUUGACAUUCCUGAUUCCAGGAAAGUCUACGAGAUCUUCUACCGCGUCUCCAAGCAAUAUGAUGAACUCGAGAUGUUCUACGAGUGGAGCAAAUCUGCAGGGAUUGCACGAUUAUCCGAUUACCCGGACAUGGAGAAUUAUCCAAAGAAGAAACUUGACAUCAUGGAAGAGAUUAUACGGGAGAAAACGGAAAUGGAAAGGGCAAGAAAAAUGAAGAGCCGAGAGCCUUCACCUGUGAAAGUGGAAGAUAAGGAGCCGGAACCCGAACAAGAACAGGAAGAAGAUGCAAAUGCAACAAAAGCACUACCACCACCACCACCGCCUGAGGACUUAUUUGAAGAAAAGAAAGAGGAGGAGCCAAAGGAGGAGGAGAAAGAGCAGGAAAUAGGAGAUCUGUUGAACUUGGGAGGAGAUGCUCCCACACCAGAAGAACACGCUAACCAGUUGGCCUUAGCCUUGUUUGACGGUGCUCCAGCAACAGCCCCCCCUGCUGCAACAACAGGAAUAACUCCCUGGGAAGCCUUCACCGGUGAUUGGGAAACCGCUCUUGUUCAAUCCACUAGCCAUCUAUCAAACCAGAAGGUACAACUUCCAGGUGGCUUCGAUCAAUUGAUGCUGGACGGAAUGUAUCAUCAAGGAGUGCUAAACCAGGCAGUUACGUCCUCUGGCAUCGUAGCGACAGGCAGUGCAAGUAGUGUCGCAUUCGGCUCAGCCGGGAAGCCAGCAAUGCUAGCGCUGCCGGCACCGCCAUCCACAGACGGGGCAGCCAAUGCAGCACCAGGAACAGACCCUUUCACCGCUUCACUUUCAGUAGCACCACCAGCAUACGUGCAGAUGUCAGAUAUAGAUAAGAAACAGAGACUGUUAAUAGAAGAACAACAAAUGUGGCAACAAUACGCAAGGAAUGGAAUGCAGGGACAAGUAGGAUUAGAGAACGUCCA
This is a messenger RNA of Cuscuta epithymum, 1907 nucleotides long. The record is from the annotation of a GenBank genome assembly. NCBI's taxonomy places the organism in Eukaryota, Viridiplantae, Streptophyta, Magnoliopsida, Solanales, Convolvulaceae.